Pteropus alecto (black flying fox) is the source of this 2649-nucleotide messenger RNA. RefSeq names its product gamma-aminobutyric acid type A receptor rho2 subunit (gene GABRR2). Gene Ontology annotation, cellular component: synapse; GABA-A receptor complex; membrane. Gene Ontology annotation, molecular function: extracellular ligand-gated monoatomic ion channel activity; neurotransmitter receptor activity; GABA-A receptor activity. The coding region runs from base 61 to 1533 and encodes 490 amino acids. Gene Ontology annotation, biological process: signal transduction; regulation of membrane potential; monoatomic ion transmembrane transport. The record is from RefSeq and is a predicted model, not a curated record. The transcript has 9 exons. NCBI's taxonomy places the organism in Eukaryota, Metazoa, Chordata, Mammalia, Chiroptera, Pteropodidae.
GCCAGGCAUGCCCUCACAGCCCUUCCAAGAAGCACUGUCACGAGGCAGCAGACUGAAUCAAUGGUUAAGCCCAGGGAGAUUUUUCCCACUGCUGGUUACUGGAAAGCAGCUUCUGGCAUCAUAGACAUUCACAAAAUGCCUUAUUUUACAAGACUCAUUUUGUUCUUGUUUUGCCUGAUGGUUCUUGUGGAGAGCAGAAAGCCCAAGAAGAGGAGAUGGACAGGGCAGCUGGAAAUGCCCAAGCCAAGUCACCUAUAUAAGAAGAACCUCGAUGUGACCAAAAUCCGGAAAGGAAAGCCUCAGCCUCUUCUCAGAGUGGAGGAUCAUGAUUUCACCAUGAGGCCUGCCUUUGGAGGCCCUGCCAUCCCAGUGGGUGUGGACGUGCAGGUGGAGAGCCUGGACAGCAUCUCGGAAGUAGACAUGGACUUUACCAUGACCUUGUACCUGCGGCAUUAUUGGAAGGAUGAGAGGCUAGCCUUCCCCAGUGCCAGCAACAAGAGCAUGACCUUUGAUGGCCGACUGGUAAAGAAGAUCUGGGUCCCCGACGUCUUCUUUGUUCACUCCAAAAGGUCAUUUACCCAUGACACCACCACUGACAACAUCAUGCUGAGGGUGUUCCCGGAUGGGCAUGUGCUGUACAGCAUGAGGAUUACGGUCACUGCCAUGUGCAACAUGGACUUCAGCCACUUUCCCCUGGACUCCCAGACUUGUUCUUUGGAGCUGGAAAGCUACGCAUAUACAGAUGAAGAUCUGAUGCUGUAUUGGAAGAAUGGAGAUGAAUCCCUGAAAACAGAUGAAAAGAUCUCCCUGUCUCAGUUUCUGAUUCAGAAAUUUCACACCACUUCCAGACUGGCCUUCUACAGCAGCACCGGCUGGUACAACCGUCUGUACAUUAACUUCACGUUGCGUCGCCACAUCUUCUUCUUCUUGCUCCAAACCUAUUUCCCCGCCACCCUGAUGGUCAUGUUGUCCUGGGUGUCCUUCUGGAUCGACCGCAGAGCUGUGCCUGCCAGAGUUUCACUGGGUAUCACCACGGUGCUGACCAUGUCCACCAUCAUCACGGGCGUGAACGCCUCCAUGCCCCGCGUCUCCUACAUCAAGGCCGUGGACAUCUACCUCUGGGUCAGCUUUGUGUUCGUGUUCCUCUCGGUGCUGGAGUACGCAGCCGUCAACUACCUGACGACGGUGCAGGAGCGGAAGGAACGGAAGCUUCGGGAGAAGUUCCCGUGCAUGUGUGGAAUGCUUCACUCAAGAACCAUGAUGCUGGAUGGAAGCUACAGUGAGUCUGAGGCCAACAGCCUGGCUGGGUACCCGAGAAGCCAUACUCUGACAGAAGAAGACCGGCAAGACAAAAUAGUGGUUCACCUGGCUCUGAGCAAUGAACCCAACACCUCCAGGAAGAAAGGGCUUCUGAAGGGCCAAAUGGGUCUGCGCAUCUUCCAGAACACCCAUGCCAUUGACAAAUACUCCAGAUUGAUAUUUCCUGCCUCCUAUAUAUUUUUCAACCUAAUUUAUUGGUCAGUGUUUUCCUAGGGGCUUCAAGGCUGUGCCUGAGAAAGGGCCUAGACUUCUAUGGGAGCCGGGCCGGCCGUAGGCACGUAGACCUGCUGACCCCGCUCCCCUCACUGAACAGAGCAGCAGCCCUUGGACCCUGGAGAGCAGCGCCCCCUCCUGGAAGAGCCCAGGAGCCCUCCAGCUGCCCUUGCCCUGACCUCACCGGUUUGCCCCUCAUUCAUGCAGUGCUGUGUCUUACUUCAUGUCUCUCUGAGGCUUUCUUCUUCUGUUCUUGUGUCUGAACAGGUUCACAAGAUCCUCCCACCCCGUAAAAAAAGAUUCAAAUGCCUUCCAGAUGUUUGAGAUCCUUAUGAAGCCUAGGAUUUCAGUUGUGAAAAGGAAAGGAAAAUGAACGGCAAGCUUAGGGGCACUCUGGAUAGGAGAUGGGAAAUUAGAAUUCAAAAUAAAAAUAAAACACCUGUAAACUCAUACAACUGGAUUAAGUGCCUAAGAAGGCAAAAAAGCUCAGAUGCUAGACAGGAAAUGAUUUGCCUUGUGUGAGUCUGGCAACUUGCAUGCUUUUGCAAUGUUAGGGGACAGUAUUCAUUCAACUAUCCAUUCAACCAUUCGUUAAAUAUCCACCCUGUGCCAAGUGCUAUGGAAAUAAACAAACAGAAGUCUCUUUUCUCAGAGAACUCCUCUAAGCCCGUGCCCAUUCUACAUGUGGCAGAAAGUGCUUCUGCUCUUUUCUCUCCCUCGACCCCUACUAACCCCUCAAACCCAGUCUGUUUGCUGGCUCUUUUACUCCUAGCCAGAAAAGCACAUUCUGUCUCCUAUGAGGCCCUCAGAAAGCCAGCUCAGUUCUUUUCUCCUGGAAUCUCCAUGCCGGACCAGCCUAGUGCUGGGGAGAGGGACGGGGCCUGGACAAUUAGUGUUGCAGAACUUGAUCUGGGGGCGGAAGGACGCAUGGGUCUCCUGCGGAAAUUUGUUUCACAUGUUUUCCUACCUCUGUCUUUGGGCUUCUCCCCCAGCAGCCAUGUGUCCUCAAUAUCCCUGUUUCCAAGCCCUGCCUCCACCCCAGGGACUCCACUUACGCCCACCAGAAGUGCCCUGUACCCUAGAAUGAUUUCUCCCUUAUUUCCACAAGCUAGUGAC